Molecule: messenger RNA, 1911 nt
Organism: Hemisphaericaspora subhashii
Lineage: Eukaryota; Fungi; Ascomycota; Pichiomycetes; Serinales; Debaryomycetaceae
Gene: ABP1
Product: Abp1p
Exons: 1
Coding region: 1-1911 (636 amino acids)
Biological process (GO): regulation of actin filament polymerization
Cellular component (GO): site of polarized growth; cortical actin cytoskeleton; actin filament
Molecular function (GO): actin filament binding
Source: RefSeq, a predicted model, not a curated record
AUGGAAAAGAUAGAUUUAUCUACAAACUCAAGAAAGAUUCAAGACUCUUAUGAUAAGCUUAUCAGAGGUGAUCCAAGUAUCACCUACGUUGUCUAUUCCCUCGACAAAAAUUCAACAUUAGACGUCACCGAAACUGGCAAUGGUUCUUUAGAUGAUUUCAUUGAAAAUUUCACUGAUGGCCAGGUUCAAUUCGGAUUAGCUAGAGUAACUGUUCCUGGAUCUGAUGUAUCCAAAAACAUUUUAUUAGGUUGGUGUCCAGACAAUUCCCCAUCAAAGGCAAGAUUAUCUUUCGCAUCCAAUUUCGCAGAAGUGUCUAAGGUAUUAAGUGGAUAUCAUGUCCAAAUCACUGCUAGAGAUCAAGAUGAUUUAGAUGUUGAUGAAUUCUUAAAUAGAGUUUGUGCGGCUGCAGGUGCCAGAUAUUCCGUUCAAGGUGCUGCUACUGGCUCAUCAACCAAAAAAUCAACUUCAUCCCCAGCUCCGAAACCAGUCGUUUCUAAACCAAUCGUUUCUAAGCCAGCAAUCCAUAAACCAACUGGCCCAAAGCCUUCAUUCAUCCCUAGAUCUACCGGCAAACCAGUCCAACCAGUCAAAUCCCCAGGAUUUGUCCAAUCAACUAAACCACCUAAACAUGAUGACGGUUGGGGAGACGCUAAAGAUGUUGAAGAAAGAGAUUUUGAUCAAAAACCAUUAGAAAGUGUUCCAUCGGCAUAUAAACCAACAAAAGUUAAUAUUGAUGACUUGAGAAAACAAAAAUCAGAUACUAUCAGCUCAACACCAAAAGCGUCUUCAUUCAAACCACAAGAUAAGGAAGAAGAUGACAAACCAAAACCAUUAUCUGAAAGAAUGAAGGCUUAUAAUGAUCCAAAUGACGGUAGGUUGACUUCUUUACCAAAACCAAAGGUUGCUCACUCUGUUGCUUCUAGGUAUGCCCCAUCUGCAACUUCUUCUGGUGCACCUUCAUUCGGUUCUAAACCAGUUAUUGGUGCUAAGCCAGCUCAAGCUAAUAAAUUGGUUGGAGGAGCUUCUAGAGAUUUCGGUUCACAAGGUGGAAAGACCCCAGCACAAAUUUGGGCUGAAAAGAGAGGUCAAUAUAAGACAGUUGCUGGAGGUGAAGAACCAGUUAAAUCCGCUGGCGGGGAUGAACUUUCUCAUACUUCUGAAUUAGUUAGUCAAUUUGAACAAAAGGCACAUAUCCAAGAUGAACAAGAAGAAGAAGAACCAAAGGAAGAAGUGAAGGCUCCAGUUAGAAACUUGCCUCCACCUCCAGUUAGACAUGUUGUUCCUGAACCAGAACCAGAAGAAGAGGAGGAAGAAGAAGAAGAAGAAGAACCAGCUCCAUCUUUACCAUCUAGAACCGCUGCUCCAGAACCUGAAGAAGAAGAACAAGAAGAAGAAGCUGCUCCUGCGCCAUCAUUACCAUCCCGUGCGGCUGCUUCUGCUCCAGAACCAAAGGAGGAAUCGAUUACUGCCACUGCGGAAUACGAUUAUGAAAAGGACGAAGAUAACGAAAUUGCAUUCGCUGAAGGUGAUUUAAUCGUUGAUAUUGAAUUUACUGAUGAAGAAUGGUGGACCGGUAAGCAUUCCAAGACUGGAGAAGUUGGAUUAUUCCCAGCCGCCUAUGUUUCUUUGAAUGAAAAGAAGGCAGAUGAAGUGCCAGAAAAACCACAAGAAGAAGAGGAUGAAGCUGCUCCUGCUCCUUCAUUACCUUCUAGAAGUGAACCAAAGGUUGAAGCUAAGCCAACUGCCACUGCCGAGUACGAUUAUGAAAAGGAUGAAGAUAAUGAAAUUGGUUUUGAAGAAGGUGAGAUAAUUGUUGAUAUUGACUUUGUUGAUGAUGAUUGGUGGUCAGGCAAACGUGAAAAGACUGGAGAAGUUGGUUUAUUCCCUGCCAAUUAUGUAAAAUUAAACUAA